This is a messenger RNA of Corvus hawaiiensis (hawaiian crow), 5093 nucleotides long. It is a transcript of the gene HDHD5, whose product is annotated as haloacid dehalogenase like hydrolase domain containing 5. The coding region runs from base 1 to 1263 and encodes 420 amino acids. Gene Ontology annotation, biological process: glycerophospholipid biosynthetic process. Gene Ontology annotation, cellular component: mitochondrion. The record is from RefSeq and is a predicted model, not a curated record. NCBI's taxonomy places the organism in Eukaryota, Metazoa, Chordata, Aves, Passeriformes, Corvidae. The transcript has 8 exons.
AUGGCGCUGCGCGGCUCCCUGCGGGCCGGCCGGGCGCUGCUGCGCGCCCCGGGGCCGCCCGCCCGCGGGCUCUGCGCCCACAGCCGGCCGCCGGCCUUCGGGUUCCUCUUCGAUGUGGACGGCGUGCUGGUGCGGGGCAGCCAGGCCCUGCCCGCCGCCCGCCGCGCCUUCCAGCGGCUCUCGGACGGCAGCGGGCGGCUGCGGGUGCCCCUCGUGUUCCUGACCAACGCCGGGAACUGCCUGCGCUCGGCCAAGGCCCGAGAGCUGUCCCAGGCGCUGGGGCUGCAGGUGUCUCCGGAGCAGGUGAUCCUGUCCCACAGCCCGCUGCAGCUCUUCAGCCGCUUCCACCAGAGGUGCAUGCUGGUGGCCGGGCAGGGGCCCGUGGAGGAGAACGCCCACACCCUGGGCUUCAAGCACGUGGUCACCAUAGAGGCACUGAGGAAAGCAUAUCCCCUUUUAGACAUGGUGGACCUGAGCCGGAGGCCAAAAGAACUGCCUCCUCCAACCACUGGCUUCCCCACUAUAGAAGGGGUGAUUCUGUUUGGCGAGCCGGUGAGGUGGGAGACAAGCCUGCAGCUCAUCACUGAUGUACUGCUGAGCAAUGGGAACCCUGGGGCAGAGCUGCAAGAUGUACCAUACCCUCAUCUGCCUAUCCUUGCCUGCAACAUGGACCUCCUGUGGAUGGCUGAAGCCAAGAUGCCCAGGUUUGGCCAUGGCACUUUCCUUCUGUGCUUGGAGAACAUCUACAAGAAGGUGACGGGCAGGGAACUGAAGUACGAGGCCCUGAUUGGCAAGCCCAGCCCGGUCACUUACCGCUAUGCCCAGUUCUUGAUCCAACAGCAGGCAGAGAAGCAGGGCUGGAAGGCUCCCAUCCGCCGCCUCUAUGCAGUUGGGGACAACCCUAUGUCUGAUGUCUAUGGGGCAAACCUCUACAACAGCUACCUCAAGUCAGCUCAGCAGAACCAGGUCCAGGCUGGGGUGAAGAGGAGCCCACAGGCAGCCAGUCCCCAGACUGAGGUUUUCCUGGAGCUGAGGAAUGACUGCAACAACUCAGUGGAGAGCUGCGAGUCGAUUCUGGUCUGCACUGGGGUCUACCGCCACAGUGGUGAUGUUCCCAAGAAAACAGAGCCACACACAGUGGAGGCAGUGUUCCAUGGACAUCGGGACUUCUGCUUUGACCCCAGCCUGGUGGAGGCAUCGUACAUAGUGCAGGAUGUGGAUGAUGCUGUGCAACUUGCCUUUAAAAAAGAAAACUGGAGCUAGGGGUUAAGACAGGUGUGCCUAAAGAUCUACUGUAAGGGAUUUUAUGUACUGGAAAGGGAAGAUGGGGAGAAUGGGCAGGGACCUGGGAUGAUCUUCUAAUCUAGGUAACGUGAAAGAAAACUCCCUGUUGCAGCACUAAAAGCCCCUUAAUUUUUUUGGUACUCAUCUGCCAUCCUGACAGCCACCCACAGACUUUCAGCUGUGACCAUACAUUGCUGCCAGCCAUAAUUGAGCCAUAAUGGAAACAGGGUAUAAGGAGCAGGCUUGUCCCAGCAAUCCCAGUUUUGUUCAGCUCUCACAGCUCAUUCUUUUCCACACUUUGUGUGCAAAGAUCAGGGGAGCCCACCCUCCUCCUUGGGAGGUGUUUGAGGGCGAAACUCUUACCCACACAAGGAGCCGCCAUCAGCCAGCGAACCAUUUUACAAUGUGCUGUUUGUCCAGUCCGUGACUCCAGCACACCGGAAGCUGGGCUGUGGUGGCACUGUGCCAAGAGAAGGCUUUAAGUCUUAACAUUCUCCUUGUGAAGAAGAAGUGCCUACGGACUUUAACAAAUUCUCUUUGCCUGGGGAUUUGCCACUGUAUCACUGUCAGUCUGAAACAAAGUUCUGUUUUGCAGUCAUCCGGCAGCUCUGGAGAGGCAUGGCCCCUCAAAGGAAGCUGCAGUAGCCAGAGCAACUUGCUGCAGGGCUGAGGUGAAAGUUAUAUUGUUCCCUCCCCCCUGUUUAGCAUUCUGUGAACAGUCCUGCCUUUUCACAUCCCGCUAGGGAGCCAGCAGCCUGCUCUCAGUAGCAGAGGAAACCACCAGAGUUUGAAUUGGCAGAGUUGUCUUUGCCCAGAACUCAGUGCUGCAGCAAGAGGCUGUUUUGGCACCCACUCUGAUCCCAACUGUUGCAAGGAACAUCCACCUGCUCCAGCUGGCACAGCUUCCAAGAGGGGCCCUUCUUUUGCCAGACAAAAAGAGUCACAGUCCACCUUUGCUCCUUCCUUGCAUGCAAGGAUUCAAAGAGAAGAUCAUCAAGCCAGGGUGGUACCAGAGCCCCAGAUCCCCAGGCCUGAUCUUUUAGAAUACAAAUGUCAGUGUCUUUCAGUUCCUUUGUUCCUCUCAUCCCUCAUGUGGUUUGCAGCUCAGGGAUACCCCAUGCAGUGUGACCUCUGGUCCCUCCUCUUCCUUUAACGUGCAGGUAGAAUCCCCCUAACAUGAAUCAGCAGCUGGGGCUUGCCUGCCCAGGAACAUUUCCCUAAAAACAUUCACCUUCUAUUGCCUUUGUUCUCCCAGCUCAGGCUAUCCAGAGAAAGAUAAGACUUGUGCCUCCAUAGACAUUCCAAAGAUAAGCAAGGUUUGCAUGAGAAACUCCUGUGAAAGAUCGGACUUAGCGAGGAGUGUCAGAGGAGCACUGUGAUUUUAGAAGCACAAAUCAGUCUGUGUAUAUGAUGCAAAGCCUUGGAGCCAACACAGCUGAGUUGGUUUUCCUAAUUGCAGUCAGCUCACACCACUUCUGAAGUAUCAGAAGUAGGUCUGCUCUGCCUCUUCUUUCCUCCUUCCUGCUUUACCAGGCAGCUCCACACACAGGGUACAAACAAGAUGUUCUGCACAGAAGUUUGAGUUCUUAAUUCAAAUCUCAGCAUCCAUGUGCACUGCAAUUCUGCUCCAGCAGCUCUCCAUCCUCUCAAUACUGAUGUAUCUUCCUAGGAAGGUCACUGCUCUAGUCUUAUGUUGUGCCAGGCUCUGUGUAUGAAGCAGACCAGGUGCUCUUUCAGUUAGCCAGGCAAAAGAGGUCCGUCUCUGUUUCUCUAUUCUUUACUUUAUGAAUAGGAGCAGAAAAAUACCUCUUUGUAUGUGAAAUCCACAGUGGGAAGCAGUUUCUUCCUCUCAGCACUACUUGGGGCUCUUCUCCUUUGUCUCACCAGGACAAGAAUUGCGUGGCUGCUUCUAAAAGCGGCUGUAAUGAGAGGGACACAGAGUUGAAUCCUUUUCCUUUCACUGGAGAGAAAAAGAAAUUACCAUUUCAUCUAGUUGCACAAGACAUGGGCCUGUCUCCACUUGCCAGAAGAGGAGGCACAGGGAAGGACUUGGUGUAUGCCAUAGGGAAGGUCCUUUAGCUGCAGCACCUCUCACAGCCACAGCUGUGCUGUACGAGGCCUGAAACUGGAGCCCAAGCCCCAUUUAUUCAUGGGGUAGCUCCAGUGUCCCUCAGUCUUGCUUUCCAUCCACUGCAGGAAGAGGAGCACUCCCUUUGCUUGCAGCAUUUGCUGACUUGGGUGGUAACUUCCACGGGCUUCCUUGGAAUGGUCCUCUAGGCCAUGAUUACCCAGACCUCAGGGAGCUGGCUGCUGGCAGGAAAAACGAGCCAUGCCUUCAGUGUGGUGGGUGCUGCUUGCAGAAAUGCUGUGGUCUGUCCACCUGCAGCAGAGCCUUCAGCUCUGCCUUGUUAAAAGUGUGGUGCCAGCUACUCAGAGAAAAGGUGCUGCUGAACCACUGUGCCCUGGGGGCUGCAGCAUCUCUUCCAAGGAAGGAAGAGGUUUGCAUUUGCAGCGAGAGGGAGCCAGGCAUCUCCAUCUUUGGAGCAGCAGUGGAGGUGAGCUGACUGAUGUGAAUCUGCUUCAGAUGCCAAAUCUGCUUUUAGCUCUGGAUUUGGGGGGUUUUUCCACCAGUGUUCUGGGAGUCUUAAAAAUGCGUAGGAGGAACUUCAGUGAUAAAGAACUGAAGAAAGUGCUUUGCUUGUGAGUUGAAAUUGAACAGAAGGGAGGAGAAGGAAUCUAGAAAUAUCUUGUACCCUUUCCCUAGUUCAUGCCAAAUAAGGCUGCAUAAAAACCCUGCUUGUUGCUCUCUGCACUAAUUAGCCAGAUGGGCUGCCCUUGAUCUGAGCAAUGCCAAGACCUUUCCCCUCUUCCCCUUCUCAGCUCCUUGAAACAGUGCACUUUGUCCAAGUCCCUGCCUGGGAAUUGCGUGGACCCAGUGGAUGGAGUAGGAAAUCUGGCUUCUCCAGCUGCUGUUGGACACUAGCUUGAUUCUGGAAGGUUACUAUUAAUGAAAGUGCUUGGCAGGUCUCCUGUGUUCAUGAGUUGUGCUAGAGUGCUGUACUAGCUUCUAGCUUAUCUGCAGUUCAUUUAUGGACAUCUGUUACUGCUAGAAUUCAGUCCUUUUUCCUUGGAAGUGCAGCUUCCUGGAAUUAGCUUCAAGCGUGGCUGGUGUGAAACUCUUCCUUUGCCUCAUAUAUUGCUCAGAAGUGGUGUCUCUGAAGCCAUAUUUCUGUCCUUCAGAGCAGGGAUACUUCUGUGCAGAUCAUGGGGCCAAGCAGGAGAGGGGACUUCACUCCUGAUCCAGCACCUUAACGUUUAUAGGAUGCACUGCCCUGUACAACAAACAGGGUGAAGACCUGAUCCUAACAACUCCAUCUUCCAAAGAUGAACAGGUUUUAGUCAAGGCAGAAGGGAGCUUGCAACUGAGAACAGCAGGAAGGAACCAAGGGAUAGACCUUGUUUUGGAUCUGAAGCCAAGAGCUUUUGUGGCAUGCAGUAACAUGGUGGCCAGAGAAGUCAGUUCCUCUAUUCCAGGGACACAUGCAAGCACUAACCUUGCAUUCAGGGAAUCAGAUAACACUACUGUCCCCUUCCUUCCAGUCCUAAUCCUGCCACGUCUUUCUCCCUCCAAUAAAUGGUAAUGUUUCAGAUUGUGUCAUGUGCACUGUAGAAGAGUGAUUGUAUAUCAUUCAGAGAAAUCACAAACUGUGAUUAUUUUAGAUUUCAUAUUAAUUUCAGUGCAGUUACAGAGCUGCUACUUUGAUCAAGCACAUAUGGAAAAUAAUAAAAGAUGUUUGCUUUGAAAUAAA